AUGCGUGGGGGGCACUCAGCCAGAGACUGCAGAGGAAGAAGGUUCUGUAGGAUAUGUAAGGGUAGACACCCCACCGUCUUGCACAGGGAAACCUCGGAUGAAGGGAAGGUGACACAAAGCAACGAGAACGACGUCUCAACCCCGAGUGAGAGCAACAAACAGACCGAACAUAACGAUCAGGCUAAACAGGUGCGGGUGAACACGGGGAGAGCGAACCGAAGCGACUGGCCUGACAAGUUGUCAAUUAUCCCCGUAAAGGUACGGUGCGCCAACGGCGACUUGAUACCCACUCACGCUUUUAUUGACAACGGUAGCACAGCCACGUUCUGCACCAGGGACUUACUAGGAAAGCUAACCCAUAGGGACGUGAGGCCAACGCAAAUACGCCUGUCCACUAUGCAAGCUGACGAUAUAAUGCUGGACAGUGAAAUAGUAUCGGGGAUAGAGAUCUGUGAUCUAAACGAGAACAACUUCGUGUCGCUCCCACCCAUGUACACCGUGGACAAAAUUCCGGUCUCCAGGGAAAACAUUAUCAGAAACGAGGACCUGGAAGACUGGGCUCAUCUGCGGUCAAUUAACCUCCCGGAACUAGAAGUCGACAUCGGUCUAUUGCUUGGUAUAAACGUGCCACAAGCCCUAGAGCCCAUGGAAGUAAUACCUAGCACCACGGAAGGGGGACCCUUUGCUACCAGAACUAGGCUGGGAUGGGUAGUCUUCGGACCCUCAACGGGUAACGCGGUUAAGUACGUGAGAGUUAACCGCGUGAAUAUCGAAGACGUCACUUUGGACCAUCUUCUGAUAAACAUUUACAACCAGGAGUUCAUAGACGUGAAUUCCACUAAGAAGGGCCCGUCCGAGGAAGACAGAUGCUGGAUGGCGAAGGUCGAGGAGAGUUGCCGACUGACGGACGUUGGGCACUACGAGAUAGGUAUGCCUUUCAAGGACCAGAGCCCCAUGCUGCCCAAUAACAGGAAAUCUGUAGUGAAGAGACUCGAGGGCUUAAGGAAAAGACUAGAGAGAGAUGAAAGAUUUCAUAAAGAUUACUGUGAGUUCAUGUCAAACAUAAUUCAAAUGGAAUACGCUGAAGAAGUACCAGCGAUGCAACUGGUUGAACCGAAAGCGUGGUAUAUCCCUCACCACGGAGUGUACCAUCACCAGAAAACAGACCAACUGCGGGUAGUGUUUGACUGUGCGGCAAAGUAUCAGGGCACUUCACUCAAUGACGUGCUCUUGCAGGGCCCCGACCUGACUAACCCGCUGGUAGAGGUACUGAUCAAGUUUCGUCAGUACCCCUUCGCCUACAUGGCCGAUAUAAAAUCCAUGUUCUACCAGGUCUUAGUGCCCGAGAAGGACCGAGACUACCUGAGGUUCCUAUGGUGGAAGGACGGAAACGUUCGCGGGGAGCUGCGAGAGUACCGCAUGACAGUCCACCCAUUCGGAGCCAAGUCAUCCCCUAGUUGUGCGAAUUACGCCCUCCGCAGGACGGUAACAGAUCACGAUGGUCAGCAUUCCUUAGAAGCACAAGGGACUAUCCUACAUAACUUCUACGUGGACGACUGUUUGAAGUCUGCCGACACAGAGGAGGAACUAGUCAAAUUAGCACACGAAGUCCAAGGAGUGUGCUCAAAGGGCGGCUUUGAACUUGCAAAGUUUGUCAGCAAUAGCAGAGACCUGUUGGCAUCCCUGCCCGUAGAGGAUCGCGGAAAGAAGGUUAAGGAACUAGACCUCCACCGUGACUCCCUGCCCUCAGAAAGAGCUUUGGGGACAUGCUGGAAUAUCGAAUUAGAUAGUCUCACAGUGUCCGUUCACGACAAAGACAAGCCGUUGACCAGAAGAGGGAUUCUGUCAACCAUUGGAGCUAUGUACGACCCCCUAGAGCACAAACAAACAUGUGGGAUUCGUUACAAUACCCACGCCACCCCUAGGCCGGGAAUGAGCGGGAAAGGCACUGGAAGGGCAGAACAGACCCAGCCCCGACAGAGACGAGAAGUGUGCUCGUCCCCUAGAGACACAAGAAGCAAGGAGACGAGCCACGAGAGCCAAGGGGAUCGAACCCGUGUGCUGGACAGCGACGAGCCAACUGUGGAAGGAGCCUACUGUUGUUGA
Messenger RNA from Eriocheir sinensis (Chinese mitten crab), 2106 nucleotides. RefSeq lists its product as uncharacterized. The record is from RefSeq and is a predicted model, not a curated record. Bases 1 to 2106 code for a protein of 701 amino acids. NCBI's taxonomy places the organism in Eukaryota, Metazoa, Arthropoda, Malacostraca, Decapoda, Varunidae. The transcript is spliced from 2 exons.